This is a messenger RNA of Nerophis lumbriciformis (worm pipefish), 663 nucleotides long. The record is from RefSeq and is a predicted model, not a curated record. NCBI's taxonomy places the organism in Eukaryota, Metazoa, Chordata, Actinopteri, Syngnathiformes, Syngnathidae.
AUGGUUCAGACUUGCUCAGCUUACGGCUGUAAAAACCGGUAUCAUAAAGAUAAAGAAAUCUCCUUCCACAAGUUUCCCCUAGCGCGUCCAGACAUCUGUACUAAAUGGGUGGCAGCAAUGAGGAGGAACAAUUUCAAGCCAACGAAGUACAGUAAUAUUUGUUCACAGCACUUUACUAAAGACUGCUUCAAAAGAGAGUGCAACAACCGUGUGCUGAAGGAGAGUGCUGUUCCGUCGCUUUUUGACUUCAAUCUCGACAUCAAGUCGGAGUGCCUGGAGGAUCCAUUUCCUUCUGAGAUCCAUUUCCCCCUCUCAUUCCCUUUGACCUCUGACACCGUCAUGGAGGAGGUGGAGUCUGAGCCUGUAAGAAGUUCACCUGACACCCCUAGUGACACAGUGGUGGUCUCUUGCGACCAUAACUAUACGGCGGAGGACUCUGCACGGCAAAAAAAGCGAAUUCAGCAGCUGGAAGAGCAGCUGGAGGUACUGAGGAAGAAACUGAAAACAACGCAGCAAAAGUGUCGCCGUCAGGAGAGGCAGCUCAAAAGCCUGAGGGUUUCUUGCAAGACAGUCAGGACAGCUCGCGACGCACCAACUGCCUUCAGCGAGGGCUAUGUCAUUUUACCAAAACACAUUUACCACAUGCUCAAAGGCAUCGAGUGA